Molecule: messenger RNA, 816 nt
Organism: Micromonas commoda
Lineage: Eukaryota; Viridiplantae; Chlorophyta; Mamiellophyceae; Mamiellales; Mamiellaceae
Exons: 1
Coding region: 29-724 (231 amino acids)
Molecular function (GO): FMN binding
Source: RefSeq, a predicted model, not a curated record
CACCGCCCCCCAGGGGUUGUCGUGAAGGAUGCUGUCGUCGCCCACCGUGACGAACACGCACGUCGUCACACCGGCAACCGCGAGGAUCCACCGCGCGUCCCGGCCCGUCCGAGUUUACCCCUCCCCGACGCGAAGGUCGACCGCAUCCAAAACUCGUCGUCAUCCGGUUCGAUCCCGUUCGCCCACCACGGUCCUCGCCCAAGCCGCCGCCGCGGAGCCCGACCCGAACCCUCCGCCGUGGUCCUCCCUCUCCGUCCCGGUGUACAGCCUCGCGACGGUCCCGGACGCCGGCCCGACGAAGGGCGACAGCGCCGACCGGCCGAGCAUGAACAUCACCACCUACUGCACGCCGGUGACGAUCAAGCCGACGCGCAGGCUCGCGGUGGCGCUCUACACGCACACCGCGACCGCUCGGAACAUGCUGGCGACGGGCAGAGGGGUGCUGCAGGGGCUGAGGAGCCAUCACGCGGAACUGGUGCCGCUGCUGGGGAAGAGCAGCGCGCACGACGUGGACAAGCUGGAGGCGCUCAGGGAGACGCACGGGCUGAACAUCGUGGAGCGAUGGGGGGUGCCCACCAUCGAGGAUGCCAAGUCCGCGGUGCUGCUCGAGAUCGUGAGCCUGGAGACGGCUGGGGACCAUCACCUGGCGCUGUGCGAGGUUGUGGACUGGGAGAACAUCGAGGGGGAAGGGGAGCCGCUGUACACCGGGGAUCUGCCCAAGUAGACCGCUGCAUAGCCGCGUAGCCAGUAGCACGCCUCGUCAUCGAGUCAUGUCAACUUUGGGGCGAGUUUUUUGAACAGGCCGCGGGGUAACCG